AUGAAUAGUACGAGGCCUGAUAUUGCUUAUGUUGUCACUAGAUUGAAUAGGUAUACUCAUAAUCCUGAUAAGAAUCACUGGAUAGCAUUAGACAGGAUUGCUAGAUAUUUGAAGGGCACCAUUGAUUAUGGGCUAACGUUUGGAAGUACACCACCUGUAUUAGAAGGAUAUUUUAAAGCCAAUUGGAUAUCAGAUUCAGAUGAAAUAAAAUACAGAAGUGGUUAUAUCUUUACACUUGAUAGAGAUGAUGUGCCAUGGAAGUCUUCCAAACAAACUUGCAUAGCUCGGUCUACCAUGGAGUCUGAGCUUAUCACCUUAGAAAAGGCAUGUUCUGAGGCUGAGUGGUUAAGGAAUCUCUUAGCAGAUCUUCCCAUUGAAACUCACCCUCCUGUUCAGUAUCAAUCCAUUGUGAUUGUCAGGCCGUAA
Molecule: messenger RNA, 426 nt
Organism: Pistacia vera
Lineage: Eukaryota; Viridiplantae; Streptophyta; Magnoliopsida; Sapindales; Anacardiaceae
Product: secreted RxLR effector protein 161-like
Exons: 1
Coding region: 1-426 (141 amino acids)
Source: RefSeq, a predicted model, not a curated record